Psilocybe cubensis is the source of this 900-nucleotide messenger RNA. RefSeq lists its product as uncharacterized. NCBI's taxonomy places the organism in Eukaryota, Fungi, Basidiomycota, Agaricomycetes, Agaricales, Agrocybaceae. The transcript is spliced from 10 exons. Gene Ontology annotation, biological process: catechol-containing compound metabolic process. Gene Ontology annotation, molecular function: catechol 1,2-dioxygenase activity; ferric iron binding. The record is from RefSeq and is a predicted model, not a curated record. Bases 1 to 900 code for a protein of 299 amino acids.
AUGGCAAAAACAGCCUUUUCGCUCGCAGAGGAGGUGAAGGCUAUGAACCGUAACUGCCAGAACGAUCGCCUGAAAUUCCUAAUCGACAAACUUGUUGACCAUCUUCACGCAUACGUUGUCGAAACGUCUUUAACGGCGGAUGAAUGGAGUGCGGCGAUCCACUUCCUCGGAGAGGCAGGGAAGGUGUGCGCAGAGACUCGUCAGGAGUUUGAUAUCCUUUCUGGUGUCCUCGGUGUAACGACCCUCGUGGAAGAUAUCAAUAACGGGAAACCGGCGGGAGCCACGGAGCCUGCCCUUCUUGGCCCAUUCUUCAAAGAGGACGCACAUAAAGUCGAGAAUGGCGACUCCAUCGCGUCCGAAGGAAAGGGUGACUAUCCAUACGUCGAAGGGCGCGUGCUCGACCUCCAGGGCAAUCCAGUCGCCAACGCGACGAUCGAUACAUGGGAGGCAGAUAGCUCUGGCUUAUACGAUUUCCAGUAUGAAAACCAGGAAGAUUGCCGAGGGCGUCUACACACAGCUGAGGACGGUUCAUUCUCAUUCCGCGCCAUUGUCCCAGUACCGUACCCCAUCCCCGAGGACGGUCCUGCAGCAAACCUUCUCACAUCGCUGGGAAGACACGUCUAUCGGCCCGCACACCUCCACUUUGUCAUCAGCGCGCCAGGAUACGAAUCCGUGACGACCCAGUUCUAUUUCAAAGGCGACCCCUACCUCACAUCCGACGCUACAUUCGGCGUCAAACCCUCGCUAAUCGUGACCCCUGAAAUUGUCGAAGACCUUGCGCUGUCAAAGGCGCGUGGAUUCAAAGACGCCAAACCCCAUACGUAUAUCAAAAAGGACUUUGUGCUAGUAACUCCAGAGCAAGGUAUCAAUGCACGUGCAGCUGUCGCAGCGCAGAACUAG